This is a messenger RNA of Cyprinus carpio (common carp), 1069 nucleotides long. RefSeq names its product sterol-C5-desaturase. Lineage: Eukaryota; Metazoa; Chordata; Actinopteri; Cypriniformes; Cyprinidae. Gene Ontology annotation, molecular function: oxidoreductase activity; iron ion binding. The record is from RefSeq and is a predicted model, not a curated record.
CGCGCUGUGAGAUAGUGCGCCGCUAUUGGCUGCGUCCGUUUGUGUGUCUACAGUGAGAGCGCAGAAGGACGGCCUCCGUGAGGCUUUUAAACGCACGUAUUUUCUCUUCUGGUGUGUCUUCCAAAGCACCUUUACAGGGUCAAAGAUGGACCUUGUGCUCAACGUUGCAGAUAAUUACUUCUUCACUCCAUAUGUGUAUCCUUCCUCGUGGCCUGAGGACGAGUCUCUGCGGCAGAUCAUCGGCUUGAUGGUGGUCACCAACCUGGGUGCUGCAAUCUUAUAUCUAGGCCUGGGUGCUUUGAGCUACUUCUUUGUUUUUGAUCACAAAUUAAAGCAACACCCUCAAUUUUUGGAGGUUUGUGAAGUUGGGUAUUGUUUGUGGUCUUUGCCCUGGAUCAGCAUACCAACAGUAGCAUUGUUUUUCGCUGAGGUCAGAGGAUACAGCAAACUGUACGACAGGGUCGAUGAAUCGCCCCUCGGAUGGCCAGGGCUGAUUUUCAGCAUGGUCUCUUUCCUGUUUUUCACUGAUAUGUGCAUUUACUGGGUUCACAGAUUCCUUCACCACAAGUUGAUAUAUAAGUAUUUUCACAAACCGCAUCAUGUGUGGAAGAUCCCCACUCCGUUUGCUAGCCACGCUUUCCAUCCUUUGGAUGGAUUUCUUCAGGGCCUGCCGUACCACAUCUACCCCUUCUUCUUCCCCCUACACAAGAUUCUCUACUUAGUCCUGUAUGUGUUCGUCAACAUAUGGACCAUCUCCAUCCAUGAUGGGGACUACCGUGUGCCCAGCCUGAUGGAACAAAUCAUCAACGGUUCAGCUCACCACACAGACCACCACCUUUUCUUCGACUACAACUACGGGCAGUACUUCACCCUGUGGGACCGCAUUGGAGGCUCCUAUCGCUACCCUUCAGCCUUCAUGGGGAUGGGGCCACACGACCACAUUAAAAAACUGAUGGCAGAAGGGAAGCUGAAUUCAAACGGCGUAAACAGCCAGACUAAUAAUAAAAAUGGUGUUCAUGUCAAGAAAGAGUAGGCAGGCAGAAUUAGCAUCAUGAAUGAGUUUCAAGGU